Cydia pomonella (codling moth) is the source of this 2992-nucleotide messenger RNA. Its product is annotated as probable ATP-dependent RNA helicase DHX35. Bases 799 to 2976 code for a protein of 725 amino acids. The transcript is spliced from 17 exons. The record is from RefSeq and is a predicted model, not a curated record. Gene Ontology annotation, cellular component: catalytic step 2 spliceosome; intracellular anatomical structure. Lineage: Eukaryota; Metazoa; Arthropoda; Insecta; Lepidoptera; Tortricidae. Gene Ontology annotation, molecular function: RNA binding; ATP binding.
CUUUACAGUACAUAUGGUGCUGCUUUACCGCACUAGUGCGAAAAUUAGCAUAUUACGUUACUGUGUCGAACAUUUAAAGGGCCAUAUGUACUGUAAAACGUUGUACGAUACAUGUGCGAAUAAGUAAUUCGCAACUCGUGUCGAUUUAAAACACUCCCUUCGGUCGUGUUUUAAUUUAUCGCCACUCGUUUCGAAUUUCAUAUUUUUCGCACUUGUAUCGUAAUGUACUAUUAUUGCACACAUCAAUACAGAAACAAUACAAAUAAUACAACAAAUAAGAAGAGGUAAACAACAGGAGGAGGUAAUUUAAUUUAAAUUUCACAUUUUUGUUGACGCUACUAAACUAUUAAAAAGUAUCUGUCUGCCUAUCAAAUGUCAUUGAUCUAUUUUUACAAUCGAAAAAAAGUAAAGCGGUCCGAUUUAGGGCAUUUUUCUGAUAUACAAGUACGGCGAAACUUUGAAUCAAAUAUCAAUUUAUGCUCAAGAUAGCGAGAUUUUUUUUAAGACUGCUUUUAUGAAAUGGUAUCACAAUGCAUUAAACAUUGUUUUAGUGCAUUGCGUAAAUUGAAACUUAUGCAUAGACAUUCUUGACAUUGACAGUGACAAUUGCUUUGCUUCGUGACAGCGUUAUAGCGUCAUUAGCGUCAGAUAAAAUCAUUGUGAUCAUUAUUAAUUGUUUUCAAUCUCAGUUAACAAACUGCGUUAUUUUUGUGUUAAAAUACAUUUAAAAACUAAAUAACUAAGGAUCGAAAUAAAGUGUAUUGCUCACAAGUCACAAAUUAAACGUUCGUCUUAAAAAUGUUGUCUGGCAGACCUCGAUUUAUAAAACCGGGCAAUGACCCACUUUAUCCAGCCAGAAAUAAAGAUGGUGGCGUAGAAAUACUGAUUAACCAGAACACAGACUCUGCACUGACCACAGAUAGUGAUGCAAAGACCAAUUUUGUAUAUAAUCGGUACCAUCAUCUACCAUUGACUAGUCAGAGACAGAAGCUGCCGGUGUUCCAAUAUAGAAACCAUAUAUUGUAUUUGCUGGAGAAGUAUCAGACUUUGAUUCUUAUCGGAGAAACUGGUUGUGGGAAGUCAACACAAGUGCCGCAGUACCUCCACGAGAUCGGACAUAAAGUGUGCGUGACACAACCACGGGUAGCGGCAGCAGCGUCACUUGCAGCCAGGGUGGCAGAAGAAACAGGCGAGCCGCUAGGCGAAUGCGUCGGCUACGCAGCCGGUAUGACUAGUCUGCGUUCACCAAAUACUGGCAUUGUGUUCAUGACAGAGGGCGUGUUGCUGCGAGAAAUGUUCGCGUCGCCUCUUUUAAUGCAGUAUUCGGUCGUGGUUUUGGACGAGGUUCACGAGAGAUCACAAAUGACGGAUGUGCUGAUGGGUCUGCUUAAGAAAAUAGCUAAAAAACGCAAAAACCUGAAGAUCGUCGUGUCAUCCGCCACCAUGGAUGCUGAAUUCCUGAAGGACUUCUUCAAUCUGACAGAUAAGAGAGAGAGGGAGAAACCUUCCACCUCUGUCAUCAUGUCUAUGCAGGGCCGGACUCACCCGAUUGAUGUUUUUUAUACCCAAGAACCAGUACCGGACUACGUGAAAGCUACAGUAGAUACAGUCAUCAAGAUACACGAAAACGAGCCUUUUGGAGAUAUACUGGCUUUUCUUACUUCACAGGAAGAAAUACUCACAGUCCUAGAAACUUUGCAACUAUACGCAGAACAAAACAACGAAAAGAACAAAUACAGAAAACAGUUCCCGAGCGGCGUACAAGCGGCGAAUCUAUCCAUUCUACCAAUGUAUGGCAGUCUGCCACACUACAAGCAGAUCAAAGUAUUUCAAAUGGCGGACAAGAACGUUAGAAAAGUGGUCUUAGCCACGAAUAUAGCGGAAACCAGCGUCACUGUACCUGGGGUUGUUUAUGUAAUCGACUGCGGUUUCCACAAGCUGCCCUACUUCGAUCCGUCGCUCGGCGUCGAGAGCCUGUGCGCGUGUCCGGCGGCGCGCCGCACCGCGCGGCAGCGCGCCGGCCGCGCGGGCCGGACGCGGGCCGGCAAGUGUUAUAGGUUAUAUACAGAGGAGGAAUUUGAAAAACUACCAGCCAGUGUUCCACCGGAGAUAUCGAGAAGUGACUUGUCAUCUGUACUGCUGCAGCUGAAAGCUCUUGGCAUACAUAAUUUACUCAGGUUCACAUUCCCAACGCCGCCGCCAGCUAGAAGUCUCCUCUCCGGCCUAGAAACACUUUACGCGUUAAAGGCAAUAGACAAAGAUGGAAACCUGACUCCUUUGCUAGGAGAGAAUAUGGCCGAGUUACCUCUGAGACCCAUGUGCGCGAAGAUGCUGUGUAACAGCGGGGAAUAUGGUUGCGUGGAAGAGGCAUUGUCGAUCGCCUGCAUGCUUCAAGUAGAGGGCGUUUUCACGAAGAGCGCGUCGGGGAAGGACAACAUUGCCGCUAGGAUGUCGAGAAGAAAUAACUUUGAGGUAGCAGAAGGCGAUAUAAUAAUGUAUCUAAACGUAUUCGAUUCAUACAUGAAAGUGAAGAACUCGACACAAGACGCGAAACGAUCGAAAAAGGCGUGCAGAGAGUGGUGUCAGAAGAUGUAUGUCAACCAUCGCGUUAUGGAGAAGGCGUGCGAUAUUAGAGACAGCUUAGAAAAACUAGUCAAGAGAAAGUUUGGAAUUGAAAAUAAAACGUUCGAGGGACCAGAUUUAGGAACAGCGAAAUGUCAAAGAAUAAUGAAAUGUGUCCUGUCCGGAUUCUUCCCUCAAGCGGCGCAUCUUAGCACAGACUCCACGUACAGCGGCGUCAGAGGCGCCGCGCUACACGUCAGCCCGGACAGCUGCCUGUUCAGAGUGCAGCAGCCGUCGUGGGUGGUGUUCGCAAGCGUCCAGAGCGCCAGCGACAAGACAUACAUGCGCGACAUGAUGACGAUAAACAAAGACUGGCUGUUAGAGAUAGCCCCACAUUACUAUAAACAAACUUAAUAUACUAUAUUAUCAA